Molecule: messenger RNA, 906 nt
Organism: Aspergillus steynii IBT 23096
Lineage: Eukaryota; Fungi; Ascomycota; Eurotiomycetes; Eurotiales; Aspergillaceae
Product: HSP70/90 family co-chaperone CNS1
Exons: 1
Coding region: 85-717 (210 amino acids)
Biological process (GO): protein folding
Molecular function (GO): Hsp90 protein binding
Source: RefSeq, a predicted model, not a curated record
GGUAACUAUCGCUCUACGACGCUCGAUUGCGCCUCCACCCUCAAACUCAACCCGAAGAACGUCAAGGCCUUCUACCGCUCCUCCAUGGCGCUGUUCAUGCUCGACAAGAUCCCCGAGGCGGAGGAUGUUGUGAACCGUGGACUUGCUCUCGAUCCGGAUAACAAGUCGAUUCAGACGAUCGGGAAAAAGGUUGGCGAGCGCAAGGCGGCGUUGGAGCGCAUCGCGGCCAGAAAGAAGGCCGAAGCCGAGAAGCUGCGCAAGGAAAACCAGAUGCUGAGCACCGCCUUGAAAGCGCGACAGAUCAGAACCCGCAAGACUGAGCAGCCCCCGGAGAUGGAAGAUGUCGGCAUUCGUCUCACGCCCGAUCCUCUCUCGCCGGAGAGCAGCCUUGAAUUCCCCGCCGUGUUCCUAUACCACAUGGAUGCGCAGUCCGACUUCAUCAAGUCGUUCUCCGAGUUGACUGCUAUCGAGGAUCACAUGGAAUACAUCUUCCCCUUGCCGUGGGACACCAAGAAGGAGUAUACCAUUGGCGGCGUAGAGUGCUUCAUGGAGACCGUCACGGGCGGGUUGAUCAAGGCCGGGAAAAAGCUUCCGCUCUUGCAGAUCCUCAGCGGAGGCAAGGUGGAGGUUGUUGACGAACUGGUUCGAAUCUACGUCGUGCCCACUUCCAAGACGGGCAAAUUCAUUGCGGAAAUGAAGGCCCGCAAGGAUAGCUGAGCUGUCUUUGACCAACCUGCAAGCUCUCCCUCUUGUCAACCCAGGAAGGAGACGAUUUGCCGUAGGUAUUCCAGGGUAAAUCGUCCUGCGACCGAAGCCACGGCAGUGUCCGCCGGUCAUGACAGUCCCGACUUGGUCGGUUCAUCAUGAAAGCAGCCACACGAAUGUCAGCAGACAUUGAGAUUUCUU